Molecule: messenger RNA, 1017 nt
Organism: Scedosporium apiospermum
Lineage: Eukaryota; Fungi; Ascomycota; Sordariomycetes; Microascales; Microascaceae
Exons: 4
Coding region: 1-1017 (338 amino acids)
Source: RefSeq, a predicted model, not a curated record
AUGAAGCUCAACGUCUUCGUCCCUGUCCUGGGCCUUUCGGCGCCAGCUAGCGCACUGCUUCGAUUCGGGUGCUCGCAACUUACCGUCCAGCGUGUGGAUCCUUUGGUCAAUCCUGGCCAGGCCCCGUCACCUCAUCUCCACCAGAUUAUCGGCGGCAAUUCUUUCAAUAUCUCCAUGGACCCUGAGACCCACGAUCUUGCCGCGCUCUCCACCUGCACAACUUGCCAAUUCACCGAAGAUUUCUCCAACUACUGGACCGCUGUGCUCUUUUUCCGGGCAAAGAAUGGUACUUUUAAGAGAGUUCCGCAGAUUGCCCAGGCCGGCAUGGAGGGCACACAGGGCGGCAUGGUCGUGUACUACAUGUCGGAUGCGCUCUUUGACACUGCCCAGAGGUCAAAGGUCACCGCCUUCAAGCCUGGUUUCCGUAUGCUUGUGGGCGACGCCAACUUCCGUGAUCGUGAGCAGGCUAAAGCUUACCGGCAGCUGACCUACAUCUGCAUGGAUAACCAGGGCAGCCGCACCCCGGAGACUGUCGAGUUUCCCAAGAGGGCUUGUCGUCUCGGGAUUAUGGCUAACCACCGCUUCCCAACCUGCUGGGAUGGUGUAAAUUUGGACACUCCUAACCAUCAGGAUCACGUUUCCUAUCCUGAAACCGGUACUUUCGAGUCAGGAGGCAAAUGCCCCGAUUCUCACCCUGUUCGAUUGCCGCAAUUGAUGUUGGAGACAGUUUGGGAUACUAGCUCGUUCAACAAUCAAGCGGAGUGGCCUGAAGAUGGUAGUCAACCGUUCGUGUGGUCGACUGGUGAUCCAACCGGCUUUUCCACCCACGCCGACUACGUUUUCGGAUGGAAGGAUGACUCCCUCCAGCGAGCCAUGGACGGCCAUACCUAUGUUUCUGCCCCUAUGCUCAAGUCUCAGAGCAUUGCUGAGCAGAAUAAGUGCAAGGUUGAGAGUAUGGUGAACGAAGAUAUCGAUGGCUGGUUGACGGAGCUUCCUGGAGGCAUGGCUGUCAUGUAA